GGAUGACCUAUUGUCUGUCCCUGUGGGUACGUAAGGAGGAGUAUAGCAGUGCGUUUUAGUUGGUUUCAAACAAUUAAAUGCAGUAAGGUCCUAUCCAUUCUGUCUCUAAUUAUAUCGUGUUUCUCAGAAGCAAAUUAAUACCGUUUCAAAAAAAGGGUUUCCGUUUGUCUGCUAUCUUUCACAAAGAAAAAUGAUGCUGCCCUCUGCGUUAGGCUUAUUGCUAGUUCUUUCUCUUCGCAAGGAAGUUUGCUUCGCGUUGCGACUGCGUCAAGAAGUGGCGGCGCCCUGGGACGAGCAGCACAGAAGAACCGAACAAAGCGAGGGCAGCGACCACGAGAUGGCCAUUCGCCGGCAAAAUUACAUCCGAGACACUGCUACUGAGGAUUACGAAGCGAAGCUGAAAGCGAUUCAAAGUGACUAUCGCAGUGUGAAAGCCAGAAGAACCACAUUGGUGCUUCGCGCAGAAGGCGUUCGCGAUGCGGCAAGAAGACCACUUGUUCGAGAGACUUGGCUAUCUUCGCAACUCGAGUUGUGCCGGAACACGAUGGAGGCAUCCUGCACAAAAGCGGAAGACGCCAUCUUGCGCUGGGGUGUUGCUUCUGUGGCUGGGACGCUCGUAGCGCGCACCGUACCCGCCGUCUACCAACUGCCGGCUGUCGCACGCCUCUGUCUUGGACUCGGAGCGGCUGCUACGACGAUAUGGGGACUUCCUUGCCGCAGGCACACGCCACAACUUUCCCCCGAAGCAAGCUAUGCGGAGUAUGUGUGUCGGCAGCAUCAGCUCUUAAAUGAGCUGGACCAGAUCGCUGAGCAUGUGGGGAUCGAACUGGAGCCAACGAUAGAGGCGAUUGAGGCGGGUCUGCGGGACGAGACUGAAGCCCUGCGGAUUGUGCGAGGAUCGGCGCAAGCACCGCCGCUUGCGCGAUUGCGGCGUGUGAUGGCGGCACCGCACGAGAACGUGCCGGGCCGUAUUCAAAAUGCAGUACUAAACGACGCGAUGCCUGAGAGUUGGGAGAUACGCCUAAGUCAAUUAGCCUUUGCGCUCGACGCUUUCAAGAUUCAAAUUGACGAAGCAGAGACACAAUUAGAACGGCUUGAUGCGGUGGGGCGACGGCCCGAAGAUCACUUUCCUGUUGCCGUGUUGCGCUCAUCUGUUUAUUAAAGUUGCUUGGAGACGGCCCAUGCUCUCCUCGUGAAAAAUGAAAAGUACCAUGAACAAGCUUGAUCCGAUCACGGUGUUUACUUGCUGCGAUAUGAAGCGUGCCCCUAAAAUACAGUAGGAAUUUAAGUUAUCGCUGAAACUCAUGCGUGUAUUGAUGGCAGAGAGAUCACUCUGCUCGCUUACGAAAAGUUUGUCUGACAAUCCGUAGGUGAGUGCUGCAAAAUUUGUGACUCUGUGUAAGGGAUGCCCACUCUACUUGCGAGUGAAUUUUUGGUGAAUUUUUUUAUGCUUUUUGAUCUACGUAUUUUGUGGUCCCGAAGCCUACGUUUCGUUAACAAAGUCUGGGGUAUCAAAUCUAGCCACAAUGCCUCAAUAGCGGAGAACAUGCCCACACCAAAAAAAUGAGUAUAGUUGGACCUCUUGUUUUCGAACCAAAUGGUUUCCAUGUUGGCCUCUCGUCUGGCGUAGUUAUAAUAAAUUGUUGCGAAAAGCACCUUGCGAACCAUGCGAAUUCUGCAUGGUGUGGUUGCAGCCGCUACAGCUCAUUCUCGCUCACCUUCUUCCGAGUUUCAUGUUGGAGAAGAGUUAUUGGUUAUUUUGAUGGAAAUUGGUGAUCGUGAAAGGCAACAAAGUUCCUGUCUGUGAUACGCAACUAGCACCGGAGAGUAUCGUAUGCAGCUGCUGUGCUUCCACUACGUCUGCGAAUAACGGCUAGCAAUUUGUUCCUGAUGAAACUGAGUUUGUAUGACGCAGGUUGCGUUGUUUCCUCACUGAACACCUUGCGAGAUGCGUCGCUAUAAAAUUUUGUAGGCCCAG
Molecule: messenger RNA, 1978 nt
Organism: Amoebophrya sp. A25
Lineage: Eukaryota; Dinophyceae; Syndiniales; Amoebophryaceae
Source: the annotation of a GenBank genome assembly